GACGCACGCGCACAGCCGCCGCCGCCGGUUCGGCUCCCCGAGUUCGUGGCCAGAGGCGCCUCUUGGACCCUCGGAGGGGGGCAUGAUGGUGGUGGGCACCGGCACCUCGCUGGCGCUCUCGUCCCUGCUGUCCCUGCUGCUCUUCGCCGGCAUGCAGAUGUACAGCCGCCAGCUGGCCUCCACCGAGUGGCUCACCAUCCAGGGCGGCCUGCUGGGCUCCGGCCUCUUCGUCUUCUCGCUCACUGCCUUCAAUAAUCUUGAGAAUCUUGUUUUUGGUAAAGGAUUCCAAGCCAAGAUCUUCCCCGAGAUUCUCCUGUGCCUCCUGUUGGCUCUCUUUGCAUCCGGCCUCAUCCACCGAGUCUGUGUCACCACCUGCUUUAUCUUCUCCAUGGUCGGUCUGUACUACAUCAACAAGAUCUCUUCUACCCUGUACCAGGCAACAGCGCCGGUCCUCACCCCUGCCAAGGUCACGGGCAAGGGCAAGAAGAGAAACUAGGCCUGAAUGUCCAAUAAAGAUGGUUGUUUGUA
Ochotona curzoniae (black-lipped pika) is the source of this 528-nucleotide messenger RNA. It is a transcript of the gene KRTCAP2, whose product is annotated as keratinocyte associated protein 2. The record is from RefSeq and is a predicted model, not a curated record. The transcript has 5 exons. Lineage: Eukaryota; Metazoa; Chordata; Mammalia; Lagomorpha; Ochotonidae. Bases 83 to 496 code for a protein of 137 amino acids.